AUGUGGAAAGAGCGCAAAGGGCCCGAGUGCAAGGGCAUCCAAGUGGAUUUCAGCACCAGUCGCGAGCGCCUUCAGGAGAUGAGGGAGCGUGCAGCCCACCCGAGGAAGGACGACUUCACCUUCAUAGGCUUCGGAUUGUCGACGUAUUCGCCCGAGUGGAUGGAAGAAGGCAAGCACCUUCCAUACGUCAGGGGUGUCGGCCUCAUUGCUGUCUACACGGACAACGACGAGCUGAUGAAGCAGAUCGAGGAGCGCAAGCGCAUCAAGCGCGAGCUGCAGAAGAACGCCGGCAACAGAGGAGACCUGCAGGACGGGAAUGAGCCUGAUGACGACGAUGACUUGGUCGAGGUCGAUGACGAUGAAGACUUGUUCGACUUUGACGAUGGCGAGGCGACGGACGACGGUCAGGCGUUGGUGGAGAACGAAGUGGUGCGGGGACUUAAGACCCCGCGUGGCCCGGCUGUUGUCCCCGCGUCCAUUACCAUGGCUGAGGUGAGAGAUCGAGCCGUGGAGAAAGCCAAGUACUCGGUGAACGCCAUGUACAAGUUCUGGGAGCGCCGGCUGGACGGCUUCAGCGACCGGUAUGUGGACUCGUGCCGACGACUUACGGUGCAAAUGGAAAAGCAGGUCGUGAGCACGCCGCACAACGUAAUGUGGCUGGUGCAGAGGAUCGAGGAGUACGUUCUCGGGAAGGACGAUGAUGGAAAGAAGUAG
Messenger RNA from Phytophthora sojae, 714 nucleotides. RefSeq lists its product as hypothetical. The record is from RefSeq and is a predicted model, not a curated record. NCBI's taxonomy places the organism in Eukaryota, Oomycota, Peronosporomycetes, Peronosporales, Peronosporaceae. Bases 1 to 714 code for a protein of 237 amino acids. The transcript is spliced from 2 exons.